This is a messenger RNA of Knipowitschia caucasica, 321 nucleotides long. NCBI's taxonomy places the organism in Eukaryota, Metazoa, Chordata, Actinopteri, Gobiiformes, Gobiidae. The record is from the annotation of a GenBank genome assembly.
AUGUACCACUGCCUUGGUGUUAGUUACGAGAUCAGGAUCCAGCACCACUCCAGCUGGACACUCGGGCCUCUGACACCUGGGCUUCCGGUCUCAGAACCAGAUCCCAUGACCGGAAAAGACAUGAAAGCUCUGGUCCGACACUCACGACAUACCAGACACUGCGACACUCACGGCAUCACCUACACUGACGAACUGAGCGGACACUCAUCUGACACUGAUCGUGCACUCACUGACACUACAGACACUCAUGUCACUGACCGACACUGGCAGACACUCACUGACAUGAUCGGCACUCCACUGACACUCACAGACACUCACUGA